Actinia tenebrosa (Australian red waratah sea anemone) is the source of this 1389-nucleotide messenger RNA. RefSeq names its product calmodulin. Gene Ontology annotation, cellular component: myosin II complex. The record is from RefSeq and is a predicted model, not a curated record. Lineage: Eukaryota; Metazoa; Cnidaria; Anthozoa; Actiniaria; Actiniidae. Gene Ontology annotation, molecular function: calcium ion binding.
CAAGCUAAUUUAUUUCUUGCGUGAGGAACUUAUAUAAUUUUUAGCAAUAUUUGAAUGACUAUCACUACCGCCUCCGCGCGAGUCAAUCCCUUCAGUCAACAAACCUAUCAGUCACUACAACCUCUUGCUGUGCAUCAAUAAUAAACAAARAAAACAGAAGCAGAGAGGAUAAUUAUGUUGCCAGAAAAUGACUCGCAAAACCUUCAUGGAAAACAAAGAGAAACCAGUAGAAUUUUCUAUAUAGGAGUGAAAUGUUUUGACGUAUCAGUUUAUUCGAUUCGUGGUCACUCCUCGUCGCCUGGAUUGUCAGUGUUUUCGGUUUUUUUGAAAAGUGGCUUGAAGACAUUUAAAACCACAGAAUCCAAGAAAAUGGCCUUCAAGCUCACAGAAGCGCAAAUAAAUGAAUAUACGAAGGCGUUCAAUGAUUUUGACCAAGAUGGUGACGGUCAUCUAAGCUGCGAGGAGCUUGGGGUGAUUAUGAGAUCUAUUGGCCACAACCCUUCACCGAAAGAACUGCAAGAAAUGAUGACUGUUGCUGAUAGAGAUGCCAGUGGCACCAUAGACCUUCUAGAGUUUCUGGAAAUUAUGGCAAAAAAGUCCGAGGAAGAUUCUUCUGAACAAGACCUGAAAGAAGCAUUCAGUCUCUUCGAUAAAAAUGGCAACGGUGUGAUAAGCGCUGAUGAGCUGAAGUUUGUGCUGUCGGGUAUGGGAUGCGAACUUAGUGACGAUGCAGCAGAGGAGAUGAUAAAACAAGCAGAUAUCGAUGGUGAUGGCGGAAUCAACUUUGAAGAGUUCUUGAGACUACUGAAGGACCGUAAUGAGCAAAGCUAACUUAACUUAUAUUUAUCGUUAUCGUCAAAGACAUUUUCUUAGCAUGGGGAUGUAGUAUCCAAAUAUAAAUUCAUAAUUUUUUUAAGACAAGAAAACUAUAUGAAAAUAACAUAUAACAUUAGAUUAAAAUGCCUUUAUUGGAUAAAUGCAAGGAUAAUAAUGGAGAUUACGAUAUACACAAGAUUAUAUAUUUGAUGGAAAUGAUCGCACAUAGAGGGAAGCUUGUGCGAGUUGGAAAGUAAAUUACGUCACGUUACAUAUACCAUAACACUGAUAUGGCUUUCCAAUGGAAUCUGAUUUCACGUUAGCCAAUCACGGUGCACAUCGACCCAUCACUUUCGCUACUCACAAAAAAUCUCUCUAAAUGAGAUUAAAAGUAUUAACACAGUUUUAUUUUCUACUUCCUUGGGAAUAAAGAAUAAAGAUUUUUACUGUUCAUAUAGAGCGAGAUAAAUCUCGUUUUAUUCCAAUUAUUUCAAAAACGGCGUCCCGAUCAUGCAUGCGUAGGAAGUACAAAACCAAACUUUUCUAAUAUUAAUAAAUCUAUAACAAUACGAA